AGUCGUUGCAUUAGCUGCAUUGUUUCAUCUGUAAUAGUGGGAGGCUGGAGCAUAUCGUGGGAGGCAGUUUGCGGUUCGCUCGGUCAGUGUGGGGAGCGCUGCCAUUAUAUCCACUGGGUCACAUCGAACGGAUGGAGGAAUAUACUACGGGUGGAGGAGGAACGGAUGAAUAAGGGAUUUUAAGAGACCUGCAUUAACACUGCAUGCACGUUUUUCUUUUUUUACGGCUCUCUCUAUCGGGGUUCCCCCAGCAGUUGUCUUGCAGAGGCGGGCAAGCUUUAAACAAUAGCGCCCCGAGGAGCGCUGGAUACAGUAUCGCUGAGCGCAGAACCUCGGGCAUCAUCAUCAUCAUCAUCAUCAUUCACUACUACGAGCGUUCACCAAUGGAGACGGCCACGCGCUCUAGUGUUCCUCACACAUAGAUUACAAAGAUCCGUAGGUGUAAAAUCUGACCAUCAUCAUAACCGUCAUUCGUGGAAACGUAUCCUGCAAUGAUGAAUUCUGCCGAGGCGGCUGAGGAAGGACCGAACGAUCCAGAUACGGAGCCGUUUUUCAAAACAGUUCCGUCUUUCUCAUCAGGAUCUCUUAGGAAUGAUGGAAUAAAGGCGGCUGAUGUUCUAACAGUUUUAAGAGAGAAGGUUGCCUUUGUCUCAGGAGGAAGAGACAAGAGAGGGGGACCCAUCCUUACAUUCCCUGCACGAAGUAAUCAUGACAGAAUAAAACAAGAAGACUUGCGGAAACUGGUGACCUACCUCUCUACUGUGCCCAGUGAGGAUGUAAGUAAACGAGGGUUUACAGUGAUCGUAGACAUGCGCGGCUCGAAGUGGGAUCUGAUCAAGCCGUUGCUGAAGACGCUACAGGAGUCGUUUCCAGCUGAGAUCUGCGUCGCUCUCAUUAUCAAACCAGACAACUUCUGGCAGAAGCAGAAGACCAACUUUGGCAGUGCCAAGUUCACCUUUGAGACCAGUAUGGUUUCAGUGGAAGGUCUGACUAAGUUGGUGGACCCGUCUCAGCUGACGGCAGAUCUGGAAGGGACCCUGGAGUACGACCACGUGGAAUGGACUGAGCUCCGUGUUUCCCUUGAGGAGUUCACUGGAGGCGCUCUGCACCUCCUUUCCCGGCUGGAGGAGCUGCAGGAGGUGCUUUCUCGCCAGGAGCUGGCCACUAACGCAGAGGAAGCACGGAAACUCCUGGAGGAGCACGCUCGACUGAGGAAGACUAUGACGAAGGCACCGGUGGAUGAGUUAGACCAUGAAGGACAGCGGCUACUUCAGAAGAUCAGGGAUGGGGGAGACGGAAGGCUCUCUGGUGGGGCAGACUUCCAGAGUUUGGUACCUAAGAUUUCCGCCCUAUUGGAUAAACUUCAAGUUACGCGGCAGCACCUGCUACAGGCCUGGCACAACCGCAAGCAGCAGCUGGACCAGUGUUUUCAGUUACGGCUUUACGAGCAGGAUGCAGAAAAGAUGUUUGAAUGGAUCGGACACAAUAAAGAGCUGUUCCUGCAGACGCACACAGACAUUGGCGUGAGCGACCAGAAUGCAGCAGAUCUACAGACCCAGCAUGACCACUUUGCUAUGAACUCUAUGAAUGCGUAUGUCAAUAUCUCGCGUAUCGUCUCGGUGGCGACGCGGCUCUGUGAGGCGGGUCAUUACGCUGCCGCUCAGAUACAGCAGAUCUCUGGUCAGCUGGAUCAGGACUGGAAGAGCUUUGCCUCGGCGCUGGAGGAGCGCAGUGCCAUCUUGGCCAUGUCCUCUGUGUUCCACCAAAAGUCUGAACAGUUUCUCUCCAGCAUGGAGGGAUGGGUGAAGUUAUGCGGUGAGGUCGGCUUGCCGAUAGCUACGCAAGAGCUUGAGAUGGCCAUUCACAACCACCAGAAUCUGUACGAGCAGGUCACCACAGCAUAUACAGAGGUCAGUCAGAAAGGAAAGACACUACUGGAUGUGUUGCAGAGGCCUCAGCCUCCGGCUGACUCCGGGUCUCUGACAGCAGGGGCCGACUACAGUCAGGCGGUGAGGGGGGUUCUGGAGGUGGUCCAUGAGGUGGUUCAUCAGUAUCGCAGACUAGAGGGUCUCCUGCAACACCGCAAGCUCCGGCUGCACCAAAGACUUCAGCUGUGUGUGUUUCAGCAAGAUGUGCAGCAGGUCUUGGACUGGAUUGAAAACCAUGGCGAGGCAUUCCUCAGUAAACACACAGGAGUUGGGAAGUCUGUACACAGAGCAAGAGCACUACAAAAACGGCACGAUGACUUCCAGGAGGUGGCACAGAACACUUAUACUAAUGCGGAUAAGCUUUUGGAGGCAGGGGAGCAGCUGGCUCAGACGGGAGAGUGUGAUCCAGAAGAGAUUUACACUGCCGCCCAUCACCUGGAGGUCAGAGUUCAGGAGUUUGUACGGAGGGUGGAGCAGAGGAAACUACUGCUGGAUAUCUCAGUGUCUUUUCACACCCACACUAAAGAGCUGUGGUCGUGGAUGGAGGACUUGCAGAAGACUCUUGUGGAGCCAGUGGUGAACUCUGAGUCUGUGGAUGCUGUUCAGGAGCUGAUCAGACAGUUUCAGCAGCAGCAGAGCAGCACUCUAGAUGCCACACUCAAUGUCAUCAAAGAAGGGGAGGAGCUCAUUCAGCACCUGCGGGACUCAGCGUUGGCCUGUAAUAAGCUGCCUCAUGCCAGCUCCGUGGCUCAUAUCGAGGGCGUUCUUCAGCAGUUGGAUGAGGCUCAGGCUCAUAUGGAGGAGGUUUUCCACGAGCGCAGGAUCAAACUGGACAUCUUCCUGCAGCUCCGUAUCUUUGAACAGUAUGCCUUGGAGGUGAUGGGUGAGCUGGAUGCAUGGAAACAGGAUCUGAUCCGACAGGCAACUGAUUUCAACACAGAAGAACUCACGCUGGCUGAACAGAGAUUACACAGACACACUGAGCGCAAACUCGCCAUGAACAACAUGACCUACGAGGUUAUACAGCAGGGACAGGAUCUUCAUCAGUACAUCAUGGAGGUCCAGGCUUCAGGUAUGGAAAUCACUGGAGAAAAAGAUGUUGACUUGGCGGCAAAAGUUCAAGAGCUGCUGGAGUUCUUGAAUGAAAAACAGCACGAGCUGGAAGUGAGCGCAGAACACACACACAAACGUCUGGAGCAGUGCCUUCAGCUACGACACCUGCAGGCCGAGGUCAAACAGGUGCUGUGUUGGAUCCGUAACGGUGAAUCCAUGCUCACGGCGAGCACAACGAAUGCAGGUUCCCUAUCUGAGGCGGAACAACUUCAGAGAGAGCAUGAACAAUUUCAGCUUGCCAUCGAGUCUCUUCUCCAUGCCGACUCCCUGCAGCGCACCCACCAGAGUGCCCUGCAGCUCCAGCAGAGGGCGGAGUUGAUGUUGCAGGCGGGUCACUAUGACCCAGACGCUGUCCGGGCCUGCGCUGAGACCGUGGCCCUGCACUGGCAGACCCUCAUGCUGAAGAUGGAGGACAAAUUAAAGCUGGUUAAUGCCUCUGUGGCCUUCUACAAAACAUCUGAACAGGUAUGUAAUGUAUUGGAGAGUUUGGAACUGGAGUACAGGAGAGAGGAGGACUGGUGCGGGGGUAAUGAUAAAUUGGGCUCAACGGCAGAGACUGACCACGUCAGCCCUCUCAUCAACAAACACCUGGAGCAGAAAGAAGCCUUUCUCAAGGCAUGUACUUUAGCACGUCGUAAUGCGGAGGUCUUUCUUAAAUACAUCCAUCGAAACAAUGUGAGCAUGCCUGGGGUCGCUACCCACAAUCGAGCCACUGAGUCCCAAGUCAAAGCCAUUCUGAGUGAGCUGCUACAGAGGGAAAAUCGUGUUCUUCAUUUCUGGACUAUGAAAAAAAGACGUUUAGAUCAAUGCCAACAGUACGUUCUGUUUGAACGACAUGCCAAACAGGCCAUAGACUGGUUACAGGAGACAGGAGAAUAUUUUCUAUCCACACACACAUCACUUGGUGAUACCAGUGAAAAAACUCAGGAACUACUAAAAGAGUAUGAAGAUUUCCGUGUAUCCGCAAAGCAAACACAGGAGAAGGUGAAGCUGUUGAUCCAGCUGGCUGGUAGUCUGGUUGAGAAAGGGCAUGUCCAUACAACCGAGCUCAAGAGGUGGGUUUCUACGGUGGACAGAAGGUACCGAGACUUCUCUAUGCAGAUGGGUCAGUACCGCUGCAGCUUGGACCGAGCGCUAGGAGUGUGUUCUGAGGACAAUAAAGAUCUAGAGCUGGACAUUAUCCCAGCCAGCUUGACCCACACUGACCCAGAGGUCAACCUCAACGAUCCCGACCAUGAGGUUAAUGAGGAAAAGAAGAAAUCUGCCAGAAAAAAAGAGUAUAUUAUGGCUGAGCUGCUCCAGACAGAAAGAGCUUAUGUACGAGACCUACAGGAGUGUUUGGAGGUGAGAGUGUUUCCUCUGUCAAAGAGAAGCUUUAGAGAUUUUCUUACUGAUCUCAGACACCUCAUAUUUUCUUCAGAAAGUGUUCAAAUCUAGUUAUGUUUUGCCAUUGUUUGUUUUUGCAGCAUUUUUCUGAAAGAGCUGGAAAACUAUGAGCAGCUUCCAGAAGAUGUGGGCCAUUGUUUUGUCACAUGGGCUGAUAAAUUCCAUAUGUACGUCACCUACUGCAAAAACAAACCUGACUCCAGUCAGCUCAUCCAGGGCCAGGCCGGAAGAUUCUUUGAUGAGAUACAGCGGAGACAUGGACUGGCCAAUUCAAUCUCAUCGUACCUGAUCAAACCCGUUCAGAGAAUCACCAAAUACCAGCUUUUGCUGAAGGAGUUGCUGACAUGCUGUGAGGAAGGGAAAGGAGAAAUAAAGGAGGGUUUGGAGGUGAUGCUCAGUGUGCCUAAACGUGCUAAUGACGCCAUGCAUGUCAGCAUGCUGGAGGGUUUUGAUGAGAACCUGGCUGUACAGGGGGAGUUGAUCCUACAGGACACCUUCCAGGUGUGGGACCCCAAAUCUCUGAUCCGCAAGGGCCGGGACCGACAUCUUUUCCUCUUUGAGAUCUCUCUCGUUUUCAGUAAAGAGAUGAAAGACUCGUCAGGACGCACCAAAUAUGUUUACAAGAACAAGCUGUUGACAUCAGAGUUAGGAGUCUCCGAACACAUUGAAGGUGAUCCGUGUAAGUUUGCUCUAUGGGCCGGCCGGACACCUACAUCUGACAACAAAACGGUUCUCAAGGCCUCCAGUAUAGAAGUGAAACAGGAGUGGAUCCGGAACAUCAGGGAAGUGAUUCAGGAGAGAACCAUCCACCUGAAGGGGGCGCUAAAGGAGCCCAUACACCCUCCCAAAACCCCAGCCAGACAGCGCAGCAUCAGCAAGAGGGAAACGACUGAGGACGCAGACAGCCAGGGUGAUGCCAGCAGCCAGCCGGACACAAUCUCCAUCGCUUCCCGCACCUCCCAGAACACUGUAGACAGUGACAAGUUGUCGGGUGGCUGUGAGCAGACUGUGGUUCUGCAGGACUUUGUUUCGGGAUCGGUGGGUGAGUUGAGCGUUCAGUCUGGUCAAACCGUCGAGUUGCUGGAGAGGUCUGGAGAGCGGCCCGGCUGGUGUCUGGUACGGACCACCGAACACUCGCCUCCUCAGGAGGGUCUGGUUCCCAGCAGCACCCUGUCCGUGUCUCACUCCCGCAGUAGUGUUGACAUGGACUGCUUUUUACCACCUGGGAAAGAAAACUAUCCUGUGGGAAGUUCAGAGGUCAAAUCUGAGUCUGCCGCAUCGCUGCAGCCGCAGACAUCGGUGACCUCUUUGCCGACCGGUUCUCCAGGACCUAAACGCUCUGGAACUACUGGAAACACACUAAAAAAAUGGCUCACCAGCCCAGUACGACGUCUCAGCCACGGCAAGGGCGACAACACUAAUGCCAAAAAACCCAACAACAAACAACGUAAACGAGACGGCCGGAAGAGUGUAGAAUUGGGCCCGCCGCACCAGGACAGCACUGAAGAGAGAGGAAGACGAGGAGUAAACAGCGGAGGAGAGGAAGAGGCUGAAGACGAACCCCACACACCCCUCCCUCCCCCCAUGGAGAUCAUCAAGGACCCCUCUGCUCAGGAGGAGAAGACUCCAGAGCCUGGCUCUUUCCCAGUGUUGGGUAGCAUCACGCCGUCUGAUCAGACGCCCAGAGACCCAGAAACAGAGCAGAAGAACAAGGCCAUGAGAGGGCGAAUGUUUGUGUUAAAUGAAAUGGUGCAGACAGAGAGGGACUAUGUGAAGGAUCUGGGUGUCAUAGUGGAGGGCUUUAUGAGAAGGAUUGGGGAAAAAGGUGUUCCAGAGGACAUGACGGGGAAGGAUAAGAUCGUAUUCGGGAACAUUCAUCAAAUCUACGACUGGCAUAAAGAGUUCUUCCUCUGUGAACUAGAAAAAUGUCUGCAGGACCACGACAGACUGGCUGAGCUGUUUAUCAAGCAUGAGAGAAGGUUACACAUGUAUGUCAUCUACUGUCAGAACAAGCCCCGCUCAGAGUUUGUCGUGGCUGAAUAUGAUGGAUUCUUCGAGGAGGUGCAGCAGGGGGUAAACUCCAGACUGUCCAUCAAUGAUUACCUGAUCAAACCCAUCCAGAGGAUCACCAAAUACCAGCUCCUGCUCAAGGACUUUUUGAAGUACAGCACUAAAGCAGGUCUGGACUGUAAAGAGAUAGAGAAAGCAGUUGAGCUGAUGUCCCUGGUGCCCAAACAAUGUAAUGACAUGAUGAACCUUGGACGAUUGCAGGGCUACGAGGGGAAGUUGACAGCUCAGGGAAAGUUAUUGCAGCAGGACACGUUCUUCGUGACAGAGCAGGACUCUGGCGUUCUGUCCCGCAGUAAAGAGCGCAGAGUGUUCCUCUUUGAACAGAUCGUCAUCUUCAGCGAGCUGCUUCGGAAAGGCUCGUCAACACCAGGGUACCAGUUUAAAAAGAGCAUCAAGGUGAGCUACCUGAGCAUGGAGGAACAUGUGGAGAGCGACCCCUGUAAGUUUGUGUUGUCAUGUCGCGGCUCAUCUGAACGACUGACGCUUCAGGCCGCUAACAUCGACAUCAAGAAAGAGUGGGUCCAAAGCAUCCAAGAACUGCUGAACAUGCAGAUCAACUUCCUCACAGCUCUCCAGAACCCACAGGAGUACCAGAAGAAAGAGAGUGGAGGUUCUUUGAGCAGGCAGCUGUCCAAUAGCAGCCGUUCCUCAUCCUCUCACCCCUCCACCCCCCUCAAACCCAACACCACCCCCAAUGGAAGCCCCGCCCACAACCCCAAUAAGCAUGUAGAGGAGGAGCUGGACGAGGGGGAGUGUAAUGGCCUGUCAUCGGUGCUAGUGACGCAGGAUUACAACGCCGUGAAGGAGGACGAGAUCUGCGUGGUGGUUGGUGAGAAGGUACAGAUCCUGGCGUCCAAUCAGCAGAACAUGUGCCUGGUUUACCGACCUGCAAACAGCCAAUCGCCUGCUGCAGAGGGCUGGGUGCCGGGUCAUGUGCUCUCCUCGACCCGGUAAAGCCAAGCCCCCUCAACACCUCGGAAUAAACCACUACUCACAUUCACCAUUCAGUUUCACCAGCCUACUCUGGGAAAGCAUGCCAAGACAUGCCACGCAACCUCCUGCUAAGCUACUGUUGGUCAGUCAGAACAGGAAGUCCCGCCCCGUUCCCCUGCCGCCGUACAGUUGAGGACUUAAAAUGCACACUGCGAAAAAUGGUGUUAUUUCACCUCCCAUAGUCGAUAUGGGCAACAACAAAAAAACUAACUACAGAAAAAAGGAAGUUCAAGAAAAUAUAUUAUAUUGCGAAUAAUUUAAAAAAAGAUUGUGUUGUAUAGAGAGGAAACUUGUCAGUGAAUUACGUGUGGAUGUGUAUGGAUGUCAACGUCAUCCUUUCUCAUCAACAUGCUCCAUUACGCGCACCUGGACUGUUUUUAAAUGGGGCUCUCCCUUUUUUCCCUGUCGGUCUAUGCCAAGUCAUUUGCACACUGUGUAUAUUUUCUUUUACUGAGAUUUUAUUUUUGGGAAGUUUUUUUUCCCCCUAAGUGUCUUAUUUUUACAGCUAUUAGGUGUGGCACAUUUAUUAUUUUCUUUCAGUUCUGUCAACCCGUUCAAUGUUCUGUACAAAGUAUUCUGCACUUUUCCAACAAAUAGUAUCGCAAUGACGGCAAGUUGUGCAGUACCACAAUUGUCACAAUGCUCAUAACUGUACUUGUAACUAAAGAUUUAAAUGUAUUAUUCUGUAUCAUUUUAAAUUUGUACAUAAUAUUUUUGACAUUGCCAUAAUAGAUGCACAGCAGAGGAAAACAGUCCCUCUAUUCCUGUCAGGCUCAAGAGAGAAAAAAAAACGUAAACUAAGCCCUGGUAGUCUGCACUGCCUCCAAAACCCAACCCUCUGAUUUUACAUUCGACAUCAUCUGAUUUAGUAUGUAAUAAGUUAUGAUCUGAAUCAUAUCAGAACAGAUGUUUACUCAAAUUAGUCGAUAAAAAAUAGAUGUUGUUGAUUUCUGAAGAGUAGUCAGCAUUCAAAUCUCAGAUAUACGUGUAAAUAAACGUAUAAAAAUACAAAUAAUUCUAGCAGGUAUUUCACUUGUUAAACUCUGGAAUGUUGUUCAUAAUAAAGCUGAC
Molecule: messenger RNA, 8561 nt
Organism: Sinocyclocheilus anshuiensis
Lineage: Eukaryota; Metazoa; Chordata; Actinopteri; Cypriniformes; Cyprinidae
Gene: kalrnb
Product: kalirin RhoGEF kinase b
Exons: 47
Biological process (GO): axon guidance; intracellular signal transduction
Cellular component (GO): extrinsic component of membrane; cytoplasm; postsynaptic density
Molecular function (GO): protein binding; guanyl-nucleotide exchange factor activity
Source: RefSeq, a predicted model, not a curated record